Molecule: messenger RNA, 870 nt
Organism: Olea europaea var. sylvestris
Lineage: Eukaryota; Viridiplantae; Streptophyta; Magnoliopsida; Lamiales; Oleaceae
Product: probable transmembrane ascorbate ferrireductase 3
Exons: 4
Coding region: 75-752 (225 amino acids)
Molecular function (GO): oxidoreductase activity
Source: RefSeq, a predicted model, not a curated record
AGUUUGCACAUAUAAUCUAUCUACUUACUGUAAAUUUAUUAUAGUACUUGAUCCAUUAAUUGAGGUACUUCACAAUGUAUGCUAUGGAUACCUUUCAGUACAAAUAUCAAAGGGCUGCCACACGAGUGACAAUUUUGGCACACUUGUUCGGCGUACUUGCAAUCGUGCUUAUGCUCGUUUGGUUGUUGCAUUACCGUGGGGGUCUCGACCUCGACUCAGAUAAUCCCUAUCUUAUUUUCAAUGUUCACCCUUUUCUCAUGUUCUUCGGGUUUAUUUUCAUGGCCGGCCAAGCAAUGAUGGCAUAUAAGACAGUAAGAGCAGGAAGAACAGAGCAGAAAUUAGCACAUGCAUUUUUUCAUUCUGUGGCAUUAUGUCUGGGGAUUGUUGGAUUACAUGCUGUUUUCAAGUUUCAUGAUAAAAGAAAUAUUUCGAACUUGGAUAGCUUACAUUCAUGGAUUGGCAUUACUACUUUCUCCUUGUUUUGCUUGCAGUGGCUGUUUGGGAUUACUGUAUUUCUUUUUCCAGGCGGUUCUGAUUACGCAAGAACAAGAGCAUCUCCAUGGCACGUAUCUGGGGGAAGGGCACUAUUGUAUAUGGCAAUAUGCACAGCAUUGACGGGGCUAAUGGAGAAAGUAACAUUCUUGGGAUUGCAGCAUCAAAGGGAAGCUCGUUUAAUCAACUUUCUUGGAUUCGCGAUUCUUAUAUUCGGCAUAACCGUCGAUAUUUCCGUUGUUCUUUCACGUUAUAUAUGAUUUAUAUAUAAAUGACACCUUGUAGCAUAUAAAUAAAUACUCGACUCGACUUGGGAGAACUCUGUGUAAAUUUGAUAUUUAAAAAAAAAAUUAAGUGUUGAAAUUUAUUUUUACCCAA